CGGAGCUGAACUGUGGCCAAGGUCUCUGCUAAAGCUCAGAAAUAGUCAAUGUAGAAUGUGCAGCACAUAAUGAAGGCAUCUUUGAGCCAGCAACACAGCUCAUCAUUAAUAUAACAUAACGUUUUUACAGCCACAAGGAUGCACUUGUCCAAAGUAUUCCUCGCCAAGCCUGUUCUUCAUGGAUACUUCAGAAGUUCCUGCUCCUGGAGGGUUCGCAUUGCAUUUGCUCUCAAAGGUAUUGAGUAUGACCAGGUUCCAGUCAAUCUAAUCAAAGAUGGAGGUCAGCAGCUUACUGAACAGUACCAGAAAUUAAACCCCAUGCAACAAGUGCCUGCAGUUGAAAUUGAUGGCAUCACCCUUUCUCAGUCACUGGCUGUGAUCCAGUACAUCGAUGAGACCAGGCCAGGGCCUCGGCUUCUCCCCGCAGACCCAAAGAAACGGGCCCAGGUUCGGAUGAUAAGUGAUGUCAUUGCUUCUGGGAUACAGCCUCUGCAGAAUUUGUACGUGAUUCAGAAAAUCGGAGCAGAAAAGAUGCAGUGGGCUCAUCACUUCAUUGAUCGAGGUUUUCAAGCUCUUGAGCCCAUUCUGAAGCAAACAGCAGGGAAAUAUUGUGUAGGUGAUGAGAUAUCCAUGGCAGACAUCUGUCUGGUCCCACAAGUCUACAAUGCACAGAGGUUCAAGGUGGAUGUUGAGCAGUAUCCAACCAUCAAAAGGUUAAAUCAAACCUUAGUUGAGAUUGAAGCUUUCAAAGUGACCAACCCAUCUUGUCAGCCAGACACACCUGCUGAUCUGCGAGCAUAGAAUAACUCUGCAGCUUUAGAGACAGCCAUGCCACUUUGUACAUUGUUAAAUAAAAUGCUUUUAAAAUGA
Messenger RNA from Anoplopoma fimbria (sablefish), 870 nucleotides. RefSeq names its product glutathione S-transferase zeta 1 (gene gstz1). Gene Ontology annotation, molecular function: maleylacetoacetate isomerase activity; glutathione transferase activity. Gene Ontology annotation, biological process: L-phenylalanine catabolic process; glutathione metabolic process. The transcript is spliced from 9 exons. Gene Ontology annotation, cellular component: mitochondrion; cytoplasm. NCBI's taxonomy places the organism in Eukaryota, Metazoa, Chordata, Actinopteri, Perciformes, Anoplopomatidae. The record is from RefSeq and is a predicted model, not a curated record. Bases 139 to 801 code for a protein of 220 amino acids.